Molecule: messenger RNA, 975 nt
Organism: Lindgomyces ingoldianus
Lineage: Eukaryota; Fungi; Ascomycota; Dothideomycetes; Pleosporales; Lindgomycetaceae
Product: ribosomal protein S7e
Exons: 3
Coding region: 45-656 (203 amino acids)
Biological process (GO): rRNA processing; ribosomal small subunit biogenesis; translation
Cellular component (GO): ribosome; small-subunit processome; cytosolic small ribosomal subunit
Molecular function (GO): structural constituent of ribosome
Source: RefSeq, a predicted model, not a curated record
CGACAGUACAACCUCCCUCGACAACCCUCGACGAAGCCGCCAUCAUGUCGUCGCCUUCCCUCAACAAAAUUGCUGCCAAUAGCCCUUCAAGGCAGAACCCGUCCGAGAUUGAGACGAGCAUCGCUAAUGCUCUCUACGACCUGGAGACGAACAUCCAGGACAUGAGGAGCUCUCUGCGCCCUCUUCAAUUUGUCUCCGCUCGCGAGAUUGAGGUCGGCCACGGCAGGAAGGCGAUUGUCAUCUUUGUUCCUGUUCCUCUUCUUCAGGGAUGGCAUAAGUCUCAGCAACGUCUCACCCGUGAGCUUGAGAAGAAGUUCUCCGACCGUCACGUCCUAAUCAUUGCCUCACGCCGCAUUCUGCCGCGUCCCAAGCGUUCCAACCGAUCCCGCACUUCACAGACCCAGAAACGGCCGCGAUCCCGAACUCUCACCGCUGUUCACGAUGCCAUCCUUACAGACCUCGUCUACCCCGUCGAGAUUGUGGGCAAGCGCCUGAGAACCCGCGAGGAUGGCAGCAAGAUCCUCAAGGUUGUGCUUGAUGAGAAGGAGCGUGGAGGCGUUGACUAUAGGUUGGAUACCUACUCUGAGGUCUACAAGCGUCUUACUGGCAAGGGUGUCAACUUCGAGUUCCCCCAGAGCCCUGCUACGGAGUACUAGACGGCUGACUGGUCAAACAUGGUUCGGGAGUAAGGCUUCAGGCAUGCAUCUUCUGUACUCGGCAUCAAAAUGAUGAGCCCAUAAUAGGGCACUCAGAUACAAAGUUCUCUACCUUUUGUGCACCCUAGGCCUUUUGACUCAUUGACGCUUUUAUUCUUGGGCACUGCCCUCUAAUGCCGUCACUUCCUUUUGUUCCUCUGCGUACUCCUACUUGCCUGGCCUAUCCAGCUCGGGAUAAUGACGGAAGACGCCGUUGCUAUAUGGUAGCCUCUUUGCACUCGCUAGAUACUCUUUAAUACCCUUCUCCUCCUUCACACUG